Messenger RNA from Eruca vesicaria subsp. sativa (arugula), 1181 nucleotides. Lineage: Eukaryota; Viridiplantae; Streptophyta; Magnoliopsida; Brassicales; Brassicaceae. The record is from the annotation of a GenBank genome assembly.
AUGAAGACUUCUAAAAUCCAAUCUCCCCUUUCUCUCCCGGUUAUUGACUUCUCUAGUAGAGAUCUCAAACCAGAAACUCCUGAGUGGGACUCAGUGAGAGCUCAAGUCCGUAAAGCCCUAGAAGAGUACGGAUGUUUCGAGGCCAAGUUCGAUGGAGCUUCGAUGGAGCUAAGGAAUGCUAUUUUCAAGGCCACGGAGGAAGUUUUUGAUUUACCUCUGGAGACGAAACUGAGCACAAAGUCAGACAAAAUCAUUUACGAAGGAUACUUGACGAUUCCGACUAUGCCUUUAUACGAAGGUUUGGGCUUCUACGGUGUAGAUAGUCCUGAGGUUGUCGAUGACUUGACUCACAAGCUUUGGCCUAGUGGCAACAUCACUUUCAGCAAGAAUGUCCAGUCAUUUGGACAGAAGUUGAUAGAACUAAAUGUGAAGAUUAGGACAAUGAUCAUGGAGAGUUUCGGGCUCGAGAAAUACAUCGAGGAGCAUCUUAACUCAGCAAAGAAUCACCUUCAAAUAUUUAAAUACAAAGGCCUUGACGAUAACACAGAGGAAAAUAUAGGUUUUCAACCUCAUAUCGACAGACAAUUCCUCAGCAUACUUUGCCAGAACGAUGUAGUAGAUGGCCUGGAGAUCAAAACCAAAGAUGGUGAAGAGUGGAUCAAAGCUAGGCCAUCUCAAGACACUUCUUUCCUUGUUAUUGCCGGAGCUUCUCUUCAUCUACUAUUGAAUGGUGGGGUGUAUCCUCCACUUCACCAAGUGGUUAUAACCGGAAAGAAAGAUCGGUAUGUGGCUUGCCUGUUCUCGCCUCCUAGAGAAGGACUGAUAAUAAAUGCGCCUGAGGAGAUAGUAGAUGAUGAACAUCCUCGUCUCUAUAAGCCUUUUGAUUUUGAGUCUUUCUUCAAGCUCAACAUCAUCAAUAGGUCCGAUACCUAUAAGAGGGAUUUAUCUGCUCUCAAGGCUUAUUGCUCUCUCUAAAUAAGUAUUGAGUCCUUGCAAAGAAAUAAAGCUAUGCAAAUGUGUUUCAUGUGAUCACUAGCUAGCUAUGCUUGUUUCGGUUACUCUUGAGGUGGUUUGUUAUUAUUCUUACUUUGUCGUGUUGGCUCUUGAGCUUGUAAUAAAACUUUGAUUUACUGAAACUCCAAAAUGGGGUUCAUGCUCAAAGUUCAAUAUCUAAUUUUUUG